Chironomus riparius is the source of this 2747-nucleotide messenger RNA. The record is from the annotation of a GenBank genome assembly. NCBI's taxonomy places the organism in Eukaryota, Metazoa, Arthropoda, Insecta, Diptera, Chironomidae.
GUCGUACUGUAAAGUUCGGUUUUUAAUUGCCAAAACUUAUUAUAUAUUUUUAAACAAAACAAUGUUAUCUUUUGAGACUAAUGAGGCAAAAACAAAUGCUUCUAUAUACUAUAAAACUACGUAUCAUUAUACAUCAAUGAAUACGCUAGAAAAAUACUCAAAUCCAAAGAGGAAUGACAUGCAAGGCGUAAAAAGAGUCUUGACAUUUUGUUGUUUAGUGGCAAUAGUUCCGACAACUUUAAUCAUCCUUCCACUGUAUCUUAAGCAUGAAGUUUUUAAAGAUACAAUUUAUUCCGUCGCUGAAUCCGAUGUCUUGGAAGUACGGCAAGGAAUUUCAUCAAUCUUUUGUCAAGAGCAUGUGCUAAAAAUGAACACUUCAUUUAAUGCUUUUCAAUUACAUCAUAUGCCAUCUGAAUCAAAAACAAGGAAGCAUAUAAGACUGAAAAAGUCUAUGAUACUUCCAGAUGACACAUUAGAAUAUUGGGGAUUUUAUUUGAUGAAUGGAGCUACUGUUGAACUUAAAGUUUGUUCGCUUCUUGAAGGUUCAAGGAUACUCGUCGUCAAAGGCGAAAGAAAUUUGCGGACAUGUGGAUUAUUAGAGCAUAAUAAAAAUAAAUUCGGAGUCGCUUACAAUGCUGAACAGUCACAAGUAAAAGUAACGUUUGAGACAGCAGCUGAAAUUAUUGGUCCGCACAUAACGACAAAAGAAGAAAACCCAAAUCAAUCACCGAAAGAAACUGUUCACCUUGAUAAUGAGUCGAUUUUUGAUAACGCAGCUGAAGAGCUUGAUGACUUUACACAGGAACAAUUCAAUGACACUUUAAUAAAUGAUUUAAAAGAAGAACAAGAAGAAACGACUAUAAAUAACAAUGAGAAAGAUGAUCAAGUCAAACAAUCAGGAGAGAGUAGUAAGGCAAACAAAAGUGGAAUUAAAAGCCACAGCAAACGAGACAAUAAGAAACAGAAGAGAUUUUCAGAUUCCAGUACACAAAAACAAUCGUUCGUUGAGAACAAUAGAGCCAAACGUGAUACAAUUUUAGAUAGAGGCAUUAAUCAUGGUGGAAAUGCUCAAAACUACCAUCCUAAAAAUGAGUCAGACUCGAUAUCAAGUUUUGAGAACUCUUUACUUGAAUGCUUUGAUGGGCAAAUUUUAGUCGCAAAAUAUUUCCCGCCAUCAAAAAAUUGUAAUAGCGUCAAAUACCUAGAGCAAGGUGCACAUUUAGUCAGUAAACAUGAUGUCAAUACAAAUGGAUAUUAUUACUACAUAUUCUACUCGGAUAACGAUGAUGCCUACAACAAUAUCCAUGCGGUAUUUGAUAUUUUUAAGCCUAGCUACCUGUAUUCAAACAUUUCUGAAACAAAAGGCUGUAUUAACUCUACGAACUGUAAUUUUAAGGUUCAAAUGUUUUCUGAUGAAGUAGUUAUAGUGGAAGUUCCAACUAAAGAUGGCAUUGAGCAUGAGGAUGAGGAUUUUUCUCUACUUAUUUCUCAAUGCACGCCAAGAAUGAGUGUCUAUAUUAUUUUUCCUAUAUUAGUUCUUAUCUUUGUUUUAAGUUGUGCAUUUAUAUGAGCUUAAGUUUCAAUUUAUAAAGAUUACUGUGAAUUAAAUUUUUAAGUACAAAUAUAGACGAAAAGAUCGCGUAAAGUAAUUAAUAAUGUGAUAUUUAAUUUGUGUAAGCUAGUGUGCUAUCAAGGGAAAAUGUCUUACUCUCGGACAUCGAAUUUUGAUUCUAAAGUAGCUCCCGGUACCAAGAGUAUUGAGCUAUAUGUAGGCGAACAUGUCAAUUCACUGCUCUACUGCCUGAAAAGUGUGAUAAACACUGCCAGCAAAGGAUCUUAACGUCUUUACACUUCUAAUCACUUAGCCUAUAUUGUCUUUAAUACUGCUUUACUUUCCUAGUACCAAGUUAGUCUAAAAGUGACCUUAUUUGAGGCAUGACAUGAUUUUUUGUAGCUUCUUGAGAGUGUCGGCGCUAUAUAAAUAACGAUAAUUAAGACUUUUGAGCUCUAAAACGGUAAUUGCACCUUUUUAAAUUGAUAAACUGAUCUAAAUUAUAUUAAUCCUUUAAAGCAGUCGAAAAUCCAACCCAUAAUAAUAAAAGCUUCAACAUUUAAGCCUUAAAGAAAAAAUCACACCGGAAAUAUGCGUCUUAAUCCUCUCAAAACCUCCCAACUCUAAAUUUUAAACAGUAUCUCGUCUCGAUCUAUAUCCAUAGCCUAUGUCUUCUUUAUAUCUCUUACCAUAAUCACGUAAGUCCAUUAUACUCUUUCUUAUUGUCACUUCAAGUGUGAGAAAAAUUCACUUGAAAGGGUCUCAAUAGGAAGGAAGUAUAUAACAACAACAAAGAGAUUGAAAAACAAAAAAAAUCAACCAAGUGAAAAUAAAAAAAAAAUUGAUCUUCAAAACACGAAUUCAAGACGUAAAAUAAUCUUCUUUAUAUCUGUUCAUGUGAAUACAUUGGUGGUAAAUAAUGUGACAACAUCAAAAUUAGAGAAAUCGUUUAUUCAAUUAAUUGAGACAGGCUUCAUCAAAUUAUAUUUUCGGUUGCUGUGGAAAUGAAAUUAAAUUUUUUAACCUGUUAAGAUCCCAACAAUUUACGUUUCUUUCAAUUUUCUCUAUUGUUUAUCUUAUUAUCUAUAGAUAAAUUUAUUUUUUUAUAUACAUCCGCUCAUCCUCACACACAACGUCACUCACAACAAAUUUUUUGUGUUAUAAAAAUAAAUAAAAGAAAAUAAAAUGAAGACAC